AUGGGGUCCCAACAUUUUAGUACGUGCUUUUUGUUAGCACUUUGCAUACUAAGCCAAGGUUUGGCAAAGGGUGCUCUUGGCUUUGCUUGCAAUUGGGGUACGCAAUCAACGCAUCCCCUUCCACCACAAAUACUUGUUAGACUCAUGAAGGACAAUGGAUUCAACAAAGUGAAGCUCUUUGAGGCUGAUCCUGGAGCUCUGAAGGCUCUUGGAAAAUCUGGCAUUCAGGUCAUGGUUGGGAUACCCAAUGAUCUCUUAGCAUCCCUCGCUAGCAAUGUCAAUGCUGCAAUUGCAUGGGUUAACCAAAACGUGUCCUCCUACAUAUCCAAGGUUGGAGUCGAUAUAAGGUAUGUUGCCGUGGGAAAUGAAGCUUUUCUCAAAACAUACAAUGGUAGGUUUGUGAACUCAACAUUUCCAGCCAUCCAAAACAUUCAAGCAGCCCUUAUAAAAGCGGGCUUAGGCAGGCAAGUGAAGGUGACCACACCUCUAAAUGCUGAUGUGUACCAAAGUGAUAGUGGUCUUCCAUCAGGAGGAAACUUCAGGCCUGAUAUUCAUGCCCAAAUGAUCUCCAUAAUAAAGUUUCUUAGCCAAAAUGGUGGCCCUCUAACCUUUAACAUCUACCCAUUCCUCAGCAUGGAUGCUGAUCCCAACUUCCCAAAAGAGUUUGCAUUUUUUGAUGGCUCUGCUGCCCCUCUAGUUGAUGGUUCCAUAACAUACACCAAUGUCUUUGAUGCCAACUUUGACACCCUCAUUUCAGCUCUUGAAAAGAAUGGCUUUGGCCAAAUGCCUGUAAUAAUUGGAGAGGUUGGAUGGCCAACAGAUGGAACUGCCAAUGCCAACAUAAAGAAUGCUCAAAGGUUCAACCAAGGCCUAAUUGACCGCAUAGUCAAAAGGCAAGGAAGUCCCAAACGAUCCACUCCACCCGAUAUCUACGUAUUUGGAUUCAUAGAUGAGGAUAAAAAGAGCAUUGAACCAGGCCCUUUUGAGAGGCACUGGGGUUUUUUCAAUUUUGAUGGAUCCAUCAAGUACCCUUUAAAUAUGGGUGGAGGAAAAUCAUUAGUUGCUGCAAAAGGGGUGAGGUAUUUGCCAAAGCAAUGGUGUGUGAUGUCAUCUCAAGCAAAUCCUCAAGACCCAGGUUAUGCAGAUAGCAUAAGCAAAGCUUGCACAUAUGCUGAUUGUACAUCUCUCUCUCCUGGGGCAUCUUGCAGUGGGUUAGACACAAAGGGCAAUGCUUCAUAUGCAUUUAACAUGUACUAUCAAGCCAUGGAUCAGCGCAAAGAUGCAUGUCAAUUCAAUGGUUUAUCGAUGAUCACUAACAUAAAUCCUUCACCACCUCAAAGCACUUGCCAGUUUAAGAUCAUGAUCGAUCUAGGGAAGCAUGAAAAGACGUCCACUUCUUUGGCUGCACCAAAAUGGAACAUAAUAGACUCAAUGGUCAUGCUGGUAUCAAGCUUCAUGUUUACUCUCAUGUUGUCGCUUUGUACUUAG
This is a messenger RNA of Abrus precatorius (Indian licorice), 1488 nucleotides long. Its product is annotated as glucan endo-1,3-beta-glucosidase 5-like. The record is from RefSeq and is a predicted model, not a curated record. NCBI's taxonomy places the organism in Eukaryota, Viridiplantae, Streptophyta, Magnoliopsida, Fabales, Fabaceae. The transcript is spliced from 2 exons. Gene Ontology annotation, molecular function: hydrolase activity, hydrolyzing O-glycosyl compounds. Bases 1 to 1488 code for a protein of 495 amino acids. Gene Ontology annotation, biological process: carbohydrate metabolic process. Gene Ontology annotation, cellular component: plasma membrane.